This is a messenger RNA of Carya illinoinensis, 945 nucleotides long. RefSeq lists its product as uncharacterized. Bases 1 to 945 code for a protein of 314 amino acids. The transcript has a single exon. The record is from RefSeq and is a predicted model, not a curated record. Lineage: Eukaryota; Viridiplantae; Streptophyta; Magnoliopsida; Fagales; Juglandaceae.
AUGGGGGACUUUAAUGAGGUGUUGACACAUGAUGAGAAAAGUGGAGGUAAGCAAAGACAAGAGAGACAAAUGAUGAGGUUCAGAGAAGCACUAGAUGAUGGUGGGCUUUUUGAUCUGGGGUGGAGAGGUGACAAGUACACCUGGAGUAACAAGCAUGGGGAUGACACAUUUACAAAAGAGAGGCUGGAUAGAGCAGUUGCUAAUCUGAAAUGGAAAGGAAUUUUUAAAGAAGCAUGGGUAGAGGUGUUAGCAGCUAGAUGUUCAGACCACAAACCACUUUUGUUAUGUCUGAACCAAGAACCUGCAAGAGUAUGGAGGGGGAAGAGACUGUUCAGGUAUGAGACAAAAUGGUCUCUUGAGGAUGAUUGUGAGGAAGUAAUAAAGAGAGUUUGGCAAGUGAGGGCAACAGAGAAAGCAUUUGGUAGGGGCUUGCAAAGGUUGCUGGAGAGCAGUAAAGGUGCAUUGAUGCAAUUGAGCAAAAUGGUUGAAAAUGAUAGAAGGAGAGACCUGAAGGACAAAACAGAAUUACUUAAAAAACUACAAGAAGAUGAAGGUUGGCAUAACAGUGAGGAGAUCAAGAAAGUUCAAGCUGAGAUAGGGGUCUGCCUAGAGAUGGAGGACCUAAAGUGGAGGCAAAGAGCUAAAGUGGAUUGGUAUAAACUGGGGGAUCGCAAUACUCAGUUCUUUCACAGCUAUGCCAAUCAAAGGAGGAAAAAGAAUAGCAUUAAGCAAAUUUAUGAUGGUCAAAAUGUGAGGCAUACCAGUCAUACUCAGAUAGAGUUGGUGUUUAAUAGUUACUUUCAGGACUUGUUUACUUCAUCUCUGCCAAGUUCUGAGGAUAUUGAUGAGUGUCUAAGGGGAGUUGAAUCCUGUGUAACAGCUGAGAUGAAUUCUUCUUUAACAAAGCAAUUCAUUAGAAUGGAGAUUGAGGCAGCUAUAAAAUAA